CGGGGCGGCCCGCCGGCCCCCGGCUCCUCAGCCCGCUCCGCCCGCGCUCCGCCCCCCCCGCUCCUCAGUUUACCUGCGGCGGCGGCUCCCGGCCCGGCGUUCGGCGGCAGGAUGACGGGAGCGGAGCGGGUGCGCGAUGGCAGCUGCCACUUCCAGCGUUCGCGGCUCCUCUGGAUGAUCGGCAUCAUCUUCGGCAUGAUCCUGCUAGGCUGGGUAACGCUGUCACCUUCAACCAUCCCUUACAGCUAUUUGGGACUGUUUGGUGAUUUCCUUCGUUAUUUAGUGAAGAAUUACCACAAGUGGGUGUGCUACGGGUUCUAUGUAUCCUGGUUGAUUCACAUAGUAGAAGCCUUGUACGGUAUAAAGCUAUGCCAAUCUAAAGGCAUCACUGACCCAGCAGUUCAGUUCCACUGGUUCAUUCAGACGCUUCUAUUUGGGUAUGCUUCCUUCGGUCUCCUGGUGUCGUACAAACCUCCAGCCAAGAAAUACUACUAGAAGCCUGUGACAGAAGUCUCUUCUCACAUUCUUCAUCCUUAUUCUUCAGGAAACAACCUCACAUGUUUAGAAGCUGUAAUUAGCAAAGUCACAUUCCUACUACACGAUGCAGUGCCCAUCUACCAAAUUAACUUUUUGUACUAAGGAAGAAACUCAGCUAUAAUUCACAGGGCCCUGUGGACAGUUUGGUAGAAAUUCAGCCUGUCAAUCUUGGCACUGCCUAAGUUUAAUUCUCUUACGCAAGAGCUGAAGGUUGCAGCCUUGCACUGUUUGAUAUAGAUUGUAUACUCUGAUUGUCAUUGGUGAGGAAAGGCCCUGAUAGUAGUUAGUAGCAGCUCAUAGGUGACCCUUUCAUGGGGAGAAUUUACCUCCACAACAGAUAUUGUUAUUUAUGACCACAAAGCCAAUCGCUGAUGUUUUGUGGCAGGAUAUAAGUUUCUCCUACCAUUUUUCUACAGGACCUUUUAAAAGCUUUUUCUGUAUUUGUUAGAGCCUGGUCUGUGUCAUUUGUUUUGUCAACUUACUCUCUUUAACAAAGGACAGACUGCUUUAUUGCUGCGGGCACGUUAAAAAGACCAAGUCUUCUAAAAGACCAAGUUUGGGUUGAGGUGAGUGAGCUGGGAUACAUGAAGUACUUGAACUUGGUUUAAUUCUUGUGCCUUCAAUUCCAUGCAGCAUGACCUCAUCUUUCAAAUGUGGAUUUCCAUCUCUUGAGUUAGUGUAGUAUAUACUCUCUAUAGAGUAUAGAGAGAAUCCUGUAGCUUUUUAGGGAACUAACUUCUUAUCCAAGAAAACAACCUCACAACAUUCCAAAAAGAAAAUCUCAUAGGUUGUCACAUGAAAAGUAAGCCUAACAAGUCAGCGCUCACCACAUCUGCCAGAUGUUCAUCUGGCAUCUGGUUCUGACAUCUUUGGUUUGUAGACUAUCUUUACAUCCCUCAGAGUAUUUCCUUUACAUCUAAUUGAGCCCUUUGAUCUCACUGUCUGUUUUACACCUCUCAGUCUUUAACCAGAACUAGCUUUUCUUGUUCUUAGCACUUUAAGAAGUAAUUACUAUUUAAAAUAUUAACUGUGAUUUGGGGAGAGGUUUCUUCCACACCACCCCUGGUGCUACUGUUCUAGUAAAAAGAAGGGAACGCAGGCUUUGCUCAAAAGAAAAGUUCCUCAAGGCAGUAAUGAGCAAGCAUAUACCUUGUGUAAUACGUAUGCUAGACUGUGAGACAUCUGAUACGGUUCAAGUACAGGUUCUUGAGGUUUUUGCUUUUUAGCUAAAAGCAAAGAGAAAUGAAGAGCUUUAAAUGGUGGAGUGGCUUUUUUCCUUACCACUAACAGUCUUUAGAGAAGUAGAAAGGAUGUUUAGUGGUUAGAAAACCACAGGAAUAUCAAGAACCUGGGCUAGGUUUCCCUGUGUAACUUUGUAAUCUUAUUCUGUGAUCCUUUAAUAAAGAUUAAAAAAAAAUAAAAUAGUUAAUUUCCUUUUUAUUUUA
This is a messenger RNA of Coturnix japonica (Japanese quail), 1982 nucleotides long. It is a transcript of the gene TMEM254, whose product is annotated as transmembrane protein 254. The record is from RefSeq and is a predicted model, not a curated record. NCBI's taxonomy places the organism in Eukaryota, Metazoa, Chordata, Aves, Galliformes, Phasianidae.